AUGACCACAACUCUUGUCGUUAUCAUUGCCACCGAUGCAUGGAACUAUUCUCCUCUGAGGAAUCUUUACAGGACCAUAUGCAACGAAACAAGGAUUGAAGUCGAGAAAGAUCGCUAUGGUCUCGAUGAUGCUGCAUAUUGGGAUGCAAUCUUUCGUGGCUUAUUUCCAAACACUCCAUUACCAAUUUCACCAUAUUGGGAUUCCAGCCGGCCUAAAGAGUCCUUCCUUGCUCCAGUGUCUGAAUCAACUAGAUACGCCGGAGGAUCGAUUAAUUUGGUUGAUGUGGGCCAAAGGGUUGCCGCAGAGGUGUCGGUUGAGGUUGGUAUCACAGCGUUCGAAAACCUGUCGGGACCGAACUUGGCUGUUAUUAGCCAAGCGUCUGUCGUUGCGGAUAGGGAACCAACUGAAGCUGAAGAAACAGCACCCCGAAUAUCACCAGAGUUGCAGCAGCUGGUGCAACAGGAAUCAGUCCUUGCUGGAAUCCUCUCUUCCGAAUACACCCAAGAUAAGCGCAGCAAUUCGGCCACUCUGCCUCCUAUAUCCUCAGUCUCUGGGCACAUCGAGCAGAUUGAAGUAGCUGGCGUGCGAACAAAGAGUUUAGUAGACUCUGGUUAUGGUAGUCUGAGUCUACCGUCGAUUCUCCCCAGCACCAUGCAAUCUUCUGCAUCAAAGAGACCGACCAGCAGGACCUCGUCAGAUCCACCAACCAUGAGAUCUCUGCACUCAAUCCCACCUUCUUUGCCCACCGUCGAUAGUAUUCCAGAGCUUUUUGAAGACCAUCUGACGGGGUUUAUUCCGGAAUUCCAUAGCAAAUCAAGAGCAGUGGAUUACCUUACGUCAGAAGACUUAGCUGACAAAGAAGAUUCCCAUCUGCACCUGGUUAUGCAAAGUCGUCCAAGUUUUGGCGCCUUCACCUGUCGCUUACUUGACAUUGGAUCCCAUGGAGAACCGAUCGAACUCCGUUUCAAGCAGUUUGAGCAUUUAGAUGGAGCAGAAUUCUUCAUCUGGACAGCAGAAUCACAUCAGCUUGAUGACUUUUGUGAAAUGAAAAUAUCGAACACUGGCCCUCAGGGCCACACCGUGGUUCCUUCUGAACUUCUUCCUUCUGCUUUUCGGGAUGUCGUUACAAUGACUCGCAACCUUGGUUGCCGAUAUCUUUGGAAUAAUGAGCUGUGCAGUCGUCAGGGCGAUCCCGGUCAUCAUUCGACUCAGAUUGGGCAUGCUCAUCCUCUUCAUCAGUGCGCAACUGCAAUUAUUAAAGCAAAUCCAUCGUUCAAAUCCCACAAUGACUCAGAGCAAUCCGGGUGCCAGCCACCGAGGGUAUUCUCACUGGAGCGCGACCGUAUCCUCGGGUCGAUUGGGUUAGAGCCAUACUCCAUCACUCGUUGGCUAUCAACUUCUGCUCGAGAUGACCAUUGGAUCGGGCAUUUCUUGGGCGCUUCGUCCCAUGAACGUGCCGAGGCGGCCCUUCCUUUGUUCUAUUAUUCGCCGUCUUACACUACACGACGCUGUGAAGGUCUCCUGAGUGCUGUUGCGGCAAGAGACUUGCGUCGUGCACAGCUGUGGGUUAUGGUAGAUUCUAUGUCGCUUCGGUCAUCUCUUGACUCUCGACGCAUCAUGCAACUGCUCAAAUCUCUGCGAAUCAGUGCUGUGCGUCAAAAAGGUGGCACAAUCUGCAAACCUACCCGGCUUGUGUACCAAGCUACUUCUUCAUUCUACAUCGAGACCAGGCCUAUGGUACCGUUCCUGAGGCUAUACGAUCAUAGUAAGAGCUUUGAAUUCUGCACACAGCUUCGAUUUCUACAGCUAUGUUUCUACGGGUCUUCAUCGUCGCAGCAGACUCAGACUACCACUGAGCAGCCUGCAAACCAACGAGUAACGCCUCCGAGCGCUUGGAGGGGCAAGCCUUUCGGUACUCGCAGAGACCGCAAACAAGCUUACCGUGCGGAACGAGAGGGAUCUGAAAGCACCCCUCAGACAGCAAGUGUAUGCCCGCAGGUAGAAGAUGAUGGACGACGCUUUCGUUGUAUAUAUAGCGCUGCACGAGAGCAGGGACUUGUUGAUGAGAAAGACACACGAGACCGCGUGGAUUGCGACAAGACCGACGUACCGACGGUGCAAAAGUUCAAAGACUAUGAACUCGCGCACAGAAACUGCCACAAUUGGAGUUCCACCCGUCGGAAGCUUCCCAAAGAUCGCCUUAUCUGGGAUUACACAGAGGAGGACACCUGGUUUCGUUUGCUGCUAAAGGCGUUUCCAUGCUAUUUUUAUAACGGUCUAUCUCUCCCAAGCCCGUACACGAAAUUUUAUCUAGACUUUGAAAGCCCACAUGUUUCGCGAUAUGAUCCCGAGCGCCUGGGCCUCGAAGAGGGCAUAUUGAAACCACUUUUGGAGCAGAUACGUCAGGCAGAGACACCUGUCGCGCAGCCAGCGUUUGCGGAGGCGCUCUAUCUCAUAUCUUCGGGAGAUUGUCAAUCCUUAACUGACGAGACGAUUGAUCCCACUUUCUUGAUGCAGAAUUCUGAGCGGAAAGUUGGCCUUAUGGACGAGGACUUUGACGAAGCCCUUUCGUUGCUAAGCCCAAGUACGCUUCCAAAUACACAUUUUUCACCACAUUCAGUGACAGUCGCAGAUGUUACACGCAGUGGAAGACCAGAGUAUGAAAUCGAUCACGACCGAUUGGCCCAGGACCCGCAGUCGCAGAUAUCAUUUGGAUCAUAUUGCCUCGAUUUCAUGGACACCAUUGGCCCCGUGGAGCAGCUUUCGGGUGCUCAGAACUCGCCUCUGGAGGCAGGCAGCGAAUUUUCCAUGAUGCGUUCCAGGCAGUCUCAGGAAAUUUCAUUUGAUAGUUCCACAAUACCGACGUCGCUACCCUCUACUGCACCUCUGAGCGUCGUCGAUCUAUGCAGAUGCCCACCGACCACAGAUGUGAACAAUACGCACUAUCAUUGUGCACGUCGGAACAAAUGUAAUUGCACGCCCUGUGGGAGGUGGAUACUUGGUAGCAUUCAAGGCAACCGCAUCUUGGCUAAGCUCGAGGCGCAGGUGGCGAAGAGCAUAGUGGUAAGUGAGAAACAAGUAGAUUAUCUUAACCAUGGGAACGGAAUGACUUGGCAGAAGUGA
This is a messenger RNA of Exophiala bonariae, 3123 nucleotides long. RefSeq lists its product as uncharacterized. Bases 1 to 3123 code for a protein of 1040 amino acids. The transcript is spliced from 2 exons. Lineage: Eukaryota; Fungi; Ascomycota; Eurotiomycetes; Chaetothyriales; Herpotrichiellaceae. The record is from RefSeq and is a predicted model, not a curated record.